AUGAGUUGCUUUAGUGCAAUGAAUACGCCUCUGUUAGGGGAAAUGGAACAAACGAUCUGCAUGCUCGAACGCGGCACAAUUGUAACAAAACUCUAUGGAAAACAACGACGCCCCGAUCGUCGACACUUAAUGCUUAUAAGGGAGACUCGUCAGCUGUUAUGGUCCACUGUCGCAGCACACACGCGCACGGAAUACGAGGGCACGAUCCAGUUGCGGGAGAUACGGGAAAUACGCGUUGGCAAGAACUCCAAAGAGUUCCGACUGCAUGCUGACGACUGUCAGCGUUUCGAGAGUAGCAAAUGCUUUGUGAUCAUGCAUGGAAAUAGUUUCAAACUGAAGAGUUUCUCGGUGGUGGCACUCUCAGAAGUUGAGGCCGACAACUGGGUACGGGGACUGCGUUAUAUGGUUAAGGAUACCGUUAAUUCGCCGUAUCCCCUGCAAAUCGAUCGAUGGCUGCGACGGGAAUAUUAUUCAUUCGAAAAUGUCAACUCACACCUGGCCAAAUCUGACCAGACUGCCCAAGUGACUAUCAAGGAUUUUAAAACAUUCUUGAGCAGCGUUAGCUGUAAAAUGAGCACUAGCAAAUUCAUGGAAUGCUUUACCGACGACAUACGACGAAAGCACGAUUUGAAAUUCGAUGAUUUCUCGCGUCUAUAUCAGAAGCUCUUGCUGCCCGUCUCGUAUGCUACCAUAUUUGGCGGUACGGAGCUCACCUACUCGGAGGACAAAAAAGUCGUCCGGCCUAUGGAGUUCAAACGAUUUCUGGAAACUGAACAACACGAUUAUAGUGCUUCUGAACUGAAUAGUAUAUCGAGCUUUAUGCGCGAUUUUGUUCAGGAUGUGGAGCGCGAUGUACAGGAGCCAUACUUAACCAUCUCAGAGUUUGUCGACUAUCUCUUCUCCAAACAGAAUGAUCUGUGGGACAGCAGAUACGACACAGUCUUCAUGGAUAUGAAUCAACCCCUCUCCUCUUACUGGAUAGCCUCGUCACACAAUACCUACCUAACCGGCGAUCAGUUCUCAAGUGAAUCUUCAUGUGAGGCGUAUGCCCGUGCCUUGCGCAUGGGCUGUCGCUGUAUCGAGCUGGAUUGUUGGAACGGUCCUGAUAAUUUGCCAAAUAUAUUCCAUGGUCAUACAAUGACCUCAAAGAUAAAGUUCAUGGAUGUCAUCAAGACCAUCAAAGAUCACGCGUUCGCAACGUCAGAGUAUCCCGUUAUUCUAUCCAUUGAACAGAACUGUUCCUUGGAACAACAACGGAAUAUGGCACAUGCCUUGAUAGAGGUCUUUGGGGAUAUGUUGCUCACACAGCCCUGCGACCGGAACGAGCUCCAUUUGCCGUCACCCAAUCAGCUGCGUCGCAAAAUAAUUUUAAAGCACAAGAAGCUCCCUCAAUUUGAUGAAAAUGUUAGUUCCAUUAAUUUACCUGCAGUUGGUGUUAGUAACGGAACGAUCGCCUCCUUCAGCCAUCGAUCUUCGCUGGGUGGUGCGACGGAUGACAAUGAGAAUAUGCAAAAAAUCCUAAAAAAGGGGCUGUUAUAUUUUAAAGACCCAGUCGAUAAGUCCUGGAAUCUUUUUCAGUUUGUCCUCACCCAGCAGGAGCUCAUAUACACAUCGGAAAUCAAUGAUUGUCGAAACGGCAAUUCCGAAGAUGAUGAUUUUGGGCUGUCGUCCUGUUCCUUAAAUAACAAUGUACAACAAAAGCAAAAGGAUACUUCGGCCAAUGAUGAACUGCAUUUUGGCGAAAACUGGUUUCACGGCAAAUUGGAAGGUGGCAGACAAGAAGCUGAUCAACUGUUGGAAACAUAUAAACAUCUGGGCGAUGGAACCUUUUUAGUGCGCGAAUCGGCCACGUUUGUUGGGGAUUACAGUCUCUCAUUCUGGCGUCGCAAUCGUCCCAAUCAUUGUCGUAUUAAACUGAAACACGAGAAUGGCUCCAUUAAGUACUAUCUGGUAGAGAAUUUCGUGUUUGAUUCGCUGUACUCGUUAAUCGUGUACUAUCGCAAGAAUAUGCUGCGCAGCUCGGAGUUUUCGAUUAUUCUCAAGGAGCCGGUGCCACAGCCAAAGAAGCACGAGAGCCAGGAGUGGUUUCAUCCAAAUACUACAAAGGAGCAGGCUGAGAUGGGACUGAUUAAACUGGACAUUGGUUCGUUUCUGGUGCGGCCAUCGGUUCAGAGCGUCAAUGCGUUUGUCAUAUCCUUUACGAUAAAUCGCAAAAUCAAACACUGUCGAAUCAUUCAGGAGGGCCGGCUGUAUGCCAUUGAUACGAUGCAGUUCGAGUCUCUGGUAUCCCUAAUUCAUUAUUAUAUGAGGAAUCCAUUAUAUCGCAAUGUGAAGCUCGUACAUCCUGUCUCUCAGGAACUGCUGCGACAAGCCCUAUUGGAGAAUGCCCAGUCGCAGGGCGACCAAAGCAAUAACGAUACCUCUGGCGCCUCCAACUACAUGGGCUCCAAUCUGGAGGAGUAUGUCACAUGUAAGGCCCUAUAUAGCUAUAAAGCCGACAAGCCAGACGAGCUCUCGUUUCCAAAGCACGCGAUCAUAACCAAUGUGCAAAGAAACAACUCCAUGUGGUGGAAAGGUGAUUACGGGGGCAUGAUCCAGCAACAUCUGCCGGCUAACUAUGUCAAGGUCAUUGAUUCUGCCACUGAAGAUUACAACUCGGUGAACGACGAAGGCAAUGAUGGACGCACUGAUUCAAUUGAGAUUUACGGUGCAGUGGCGUCUCUCUUCGAGUCGAAUGAGCCUGGCAUUAUAAUAAAGCUGCAAAUUCAAACGCCAACGAUGCAAAAUCCGUUUAUAAUUGGAUUCGAUAAUCAGGAAACAGCGUAUGAGUGGAUCAAAGCUAUACAGGAUGCGGCACUGAUUGCUAGUCAAUUGGCCACUGAACGCCGUAAAAAGGAGCGCACUGCACGCGUAGCCAAGGAGAUGUCCGAUUUAAUUAUCUAUUUUCGUAGUGUACCAUUUCGGGAUCAUUCGUGGAUAUUCCAAGAGAUGUCUAGCUUUCCUGAAACAAAGGCCGAAAAGCAGUUUAUCCAACAAAAUAUGCCGCUAUUUUUGGCGUAUCAUCGCAAUCAAAUCAGUCGCGUCUAUCCAAAGGGUCAGCGCUUGGACUCAUCCAACUUCAACCCGGUGCCAUUUUGGAACAUUGGCUCCCAAAUGAUUGCACUGAAUUAUCAAACUGGCGACAAGGCCAUGCAGCUCAAUCAGGCUAAAUUUCGAAAUAAUGGUCAAUGCGGUUAUAUAUUGAAGCCAGCAUUCAUGAAGUCUGAAACCUUCAACCCCAAUAAUCCUCUAUCGGACGGUCUCAUUGAAACGAAUGUCAGCAUACGCAUCAUCGCAGCUCGUCAUCUAUUCCGUGGUGGCAAGUCGAAUAAUCCGCAAAUUGUAGUGGAAGUCGUUGGCGCACCUUUUGACAGUGGCGUUAAAUAUCGCAGCAAAGUUAAUGAGAAUGGCUUCAAUCCCAUCUGGAAUGAAUCCUUCAAGUUUACAGUGCACAAUCCACAGUUUGCGUUGCUGCGCUUCGAAGUGCAGGAUGAGGAUAUGUUUGCCGAAACACAUUUCAUAGCUCAGGCUUGUUAUCCUUUGGACUGUGUGCGACAAGGCUAUCGUAGCGUGAUCCUACGCAACAAGUUCAGCGAAGAGUUGGAGCUGUCUUCGCUUUUAGUCAAUAUAGAAAUUAAAACUCGAGCAUCUACUUAAUACAAUCACAUUCCCCACCUCCACGAGAAUUCGUAUGUACAAU
This is a messenger RNA of Drosophila navojoa, 3739 nucleotides long. RefSeq names its product small wing phospholipase C gamma 1 (gene sl). Gene Ontology annotation, cellular component: ruffle membrane. Gene Ontology annotation, molecular function: protein binding; phosphatidylinositol-4,5-bisphosphate phospholipase C activity. Gene Ontology annotation, biological process: phospholipid catabolic process; release of sequestered calcium ion into cytosol; phosphatidylinositol-mediated signaling. Lineage: Eukaryota; Metazoa; Arthropoda; Insecta; Diptera; Drosophilidae. The record is from RefSeq and is a predicted model, not a curated record.